Molecule: messenger RNA, 1188 nt
Organism: Armigeres subalbatus
Lineage: Eukaryota; Metazoa; Arthropoda; Insecta; Diptera; Culicidae
Product: odorant receptor 49b-like
Exons: 6
Coding region: 1-1173 (390 amino acids)
Biological process (GO): detection of chemical stimulus involved in sensory perception of smell; sensory perception of smell
Cellular component (GO): plasma membrane
Molecular function (GO): olfactory receptor activity; odorant binding
Source: RefSeq, a predicted model, not a curated record
AUGAAGUAUUUUGCGCUUUUGGAACCGAAGGCCGCCAUGCCGCUGGGUCUUCGUCUGCUGGAGACUUACGGGCUACGUGGCGGGCGGCGGAGGUUUUAUUAUUUUCAAGUGACGAUUUUGUGGGAAGUACUCAUGAUAGUCGUUCCCAAGAUUUUUCUCGGAUAUCGUAGUCAGGAUCUGGUGAUACGCGGCCUAUCGGAGUUGCUGUUCCAGCUGCAUAUUACGAUUCGGAUUUGCAUAUUCGCAUGGCACCGAAUGAAAUUCGAAAGACUGGUGGAGAUCAUUCAAAGGGUGUACAGGAUGGUGUUUUCACCCGGUGGAAAUUCAGCGCUGAAGGAUAUAAUUCUGGAACACAACAAGAUCAUCAACAAACAAUCCAAAGGAUACUUUCUGUACAUUAUGGGAUGCGUCAGUUUGUUCAGCGUGGCUCCAGUGCUUCAAAGUGUUGUUAUUUUUGUGGCAAAUCAGAGCAGAAAUGAAACUGACAAAGGCGAAUACCGCACGAUGAUGGAGCAGGAAUUCUACGGACUGGAUAUUCGAGGCAACUUCAGUUUCUAUGUGCUAUACGUUGCGUUAGCUGGUUUGGCGCACUACUACUCGGCUGCCUUUUUCGCGGUGACUGGAGUCAUAAUGAUUUGCGGUGUUCGAUGUACCAUUCUAUUGUUUCGGUUGAUAAUUGUGAGACUUAAUAAACUACACCAACUUCCAAAACAGAGCAUUCGAGAAGAACUUCGAGAGGUUAUAGGUCUACAUGUGGAUGCGUUAAAGUGCAUACAGCUGAUGGAGCAAAUAGCCAAUUUGGCCAUGGCCAUUCAAAUUGUUGAUUGUGUACUCAUUUGGAUUUCCAUGGUUUUGUAUAUGAGAAACAAUUUAGGUGUUGACGCCAUAAGUCUAAUGGUACUUUUCGUAGCAUUAACUGGCGAAACCUUUGCUUUAUGCAACUUGCUGACUGAGCUCACCAGUGAGAGUUUUGCCGUGACCCGAGCCAUCAUCGAUUGUGAGUGGUAUACAUUGCCACAGGAUGUGCAGAAAUCGUUGUCUUUUGUGCUGUUCAGAGCUCAACGCAACGAAGGAAUCACAGCUGCCAAAUUCUUCUUCAUGGACAUUGAACGUUUCGGAAAAGUAGCUCAGACUUCAUAUUCAAUUUAUGUGGUAUUGAAGGAUCAUUUGUAAUUGGAGCAACGAACA